GCGCAGUGAGGCCGCCAGUGUGACGAAGACAACAUGGAAGUGUUUGUGAACGCUCCGAGUUUUCGGUGUACUAAUGUUCAGUUUCCGGUCGGUUCGGUGGUCAGAGACGUUCUGAACCGAUUCAUCCACAGCCAGGGAGGUUCUUCUUCUGAGGAUUUCUACGUGGUCAGAAAUGGACGUCUGUCAGAUCUGGAUGACCCUCUUCUGCAUGGAGCUGUCUAUCACCUGGAGCUCCGCCUCUGUGGCGGGAAAGGAGGGUUCGGCUCCAUGCUGCGAGCUCUCGGGGCUCAGAUCGAGAAAACGACGAAUCGUGAAGCCUGCAGAGACCUGAGCGGACGACGACUCCGAGACGUCAACCACGAGAAAGAGAUGGCAGAGUGGCUGAAGAAGCAGGCGGAGCGUGAGGCGGAGAAGGAGCAGCGUCGUCUGGAGCGCCUGCAGAGGAAACUGGCCGAACCCAAACACUACUUCACCGACCCCGAGUACCAGCAGCAGUGCCACGACCUGUCAGAGCGACUCGAGGACUCGGUCAUCAAAGGUCUGCAGGCAUCGUCGAGCAGCCAGGUUAAAGCUGAUGACGUCUCUGCUGUGAAGAGAGCGAGUGCCGAUCAGAGCGAGCAGCCACAGAAGAAGAAGAGGAAGACGACGACGGCAGCGGCGGCGGCGUGUUUCUGGACGGGUGUGGGCGAGCUGCCGAGCUCUGAGGACGAUGAAGACGAUGACGGAGAUGAGGAAGGGGACGAAUCUCCUUCCACGUCCUCCUCCAGCUGUGGAGCUGCUGCCGUUGCCAUGACGACGCACAGGGAGGAGGAGUCUGAGCAGAGCAGCAGCUCUUCUGUCUGCAGCUCAUCCUCCAUUCAGAACAUCAGACCACCAGAGACCUCCAAAGAGCCGAACCGUCCUCUGCCAGAGGAUCAGAGACUGUCAGACGAGCAGGAGGCCAGCGGUCCGUCUCAGCAGUUGCAGAACGGCAUGUCUCAGGAGGACGGGUCUCUGAAUGAUGCGACUUCAGCUGAGGUCUGUCAAACUGGCAUGACUCUGGCAGACGCGUCUCAGACCAAUGUGACUCCAACAGACGUGUCUCAGACCAGCGUGACUCAGGCAGACGUGUCUCAGACCAGCGUGACUCAGGCAGACGUGUCUCAGACCAGCGUGACUCAGGCAGACGUGUCUCAGACCAGCGUGACUCAGGCAGACGUGUCUCAGACCAGCGUGACUCAGGCAGACGUGUCUCAGACCAGCGUGAGUCCUGCAGGCGCGUCUCAGACCGGCGUGAGUCCGGCAGAUGCAUCUCAUGUGGACUUGUCCUCGGUGUCCUCACCCUCCGAGCUGGAGGCUCUGGGUCUGGACGUCCUGAAGGCGGAGCUCAUGAGUCGCGGUCUGAAGUGCGGAGGGACGCUGGCAGAGCGAGCCGCCCGUCUCUUCUCUGUCCGAGGACUGACCCCAGAUCAGAUCGACCCCGCCCUACUCGCCAAACCGAGCAAGAGCAAGAGGAAGUAA
Molecule: messenger RNA, 1500 nt
Organism: Cheilinus undulatus (humphead wrasse)
Lineage: Eukaryota; Metazoa; Chordata; Actinopteri; Labriformes; Labridae
Gene: sde2
Product: SDE2 telomere maintenance homolog (S. pombe)
Exons: 8
Coding region: 34-1500 (488 amino acids)
Cellular component (GO): nucleus
Source: RefSeq, a predicted model, not a curated record